AUGGCGACCCAAGUUCUCACCAAAUUCACCAGAGUUGAGCUGUUCCCGAAUGGCGGUUGGGACACUCACCAUCACAUUUUCGAGCCGUCGACCUUUUCUUACAGCCCAACCCGCCACUUGACACCUCCCGCUGCAACAGUUCAGUCCUUCAAGACCUUCCGACAGAAACUCGGCAUCACCAAUUCCGUCCUUACCCACGGCCUAUCAUACGGCGAUGACUGUACUUCUCUCAAGGCUUUCGUUACCCAGCUGGGAAAGUCUAGUACAUCAGGCGUUGGUGUCAUCGACCCCAAGAAUACUACCGAUGAUGAGAUGCGAGAUAUGCAGGCUGCAGGUAUCUGUGGUCUUCGUGUGAAUCUCUAUCACUAUAACGCGAUGGAAGAUGUAGAGCUCCAAAAGAAGACCCUCCGUGCAUAUCUUGGGCGGGUGACGCGUUUGUCACUUCCUUGGAGCCUCACAAUGACAACCAUCCGAACCGACUUCUGGGAUAUUCUGGAGCCUUUCGUUAGAGAAGAGGCGGCUCCAACAGGUCGGCCCCUCAUCACUGAUCACUUCGGCCUGCUUAAAGCGCCAAGUAUGCUUCCAACUCAAUAUCGACAAGACCCAACUCAACAGCCAGGAUUCGCACCCAUUUUACGACUCGUCAAAGACGGUCUUCUCUAUGUCAAGCUCAGCGCUCCAUACCGAGUGAGUGAACAGAGCCCACGAUACAGCGACUUGAAGUUCCUUGUGCGAGCUCUUGUAGAUGCAAAUCCGCGUCAGGUCAUUUGGGGUAGUGACUGGCCGCAUACACCGAGGAUGAAGGUACGAAGUCAUGAAGAAGCUAUGAGAGAGACACCAUUUUUGGAGGUUGAUGAUGAGGCAUGGCUGUGGAGUUUGAGGGAGUGGCUGUCGGAUCAGGAAUGGCACAUGUUGAUGGUUGACAAUCCGAAAAGGCUAUUUGGCUAG
This is a messenger RNA of Fusarium redolens, 948 nucleotides long. RefSeq lists its product as uncharacterized. Gene Ontology annotation, molecular function: hydrolase activity. The coding region runs from base 1 to 948 and encodes 315 amino acids. Lineage: Eukaryota; Fungi; Ascomycota; Sordariomycetes; Hypocreales; Nectriaceae. The record is from RefSeq and is a predicted model, not a curated record. The transcript is spliced from 2 exons.